This is a messenger RNA of Cydia strobilella, 1451 nucleotides long. RefSeq names its product ER membrane protein complex subunit 3 (gene EMC3). Gene Ontology annotation, biological process: protein folding in endoplasmic reticulum. Bases 106 to 840 code for a protein of 244 amino acids. The record is from RefSeq and is a predicted model, not a curated record. Lineage: Eukaryota; Metazoa; Arthropoda; Insecta; Lepidoptera; Tortricidae. Gene Ontology annotation, cellular component: membrane; EMC complex. The transcript has 5 exons.
UCGACCGACCUGGAAUUUAUCGAUUUUAUUUGCUUCUGUACCUGUAGUAUUUUAGCUGUAAUUCAAUGGUAAAUUGUAAUUAACAUUGUAAAUUAACUUUAUACGAUGGCAGAAUUACUGCUAGAUCCCAAUAUACGAGGAUGGGUGUUUCUUCCCAUAGUAAUAAUCACCUUUUUAGUUGGAAUUGUUCGACACUAUGUUUCUAUUAUUCUGUCGUCUCAAAAGAAGAUCGAACUAUUGCAGGUUCAGGACAGUCAAGUGAUGAUUAGAGCGCGACUGCUACGCGAGAACGGAAAGUACCUCCCGCGGCAGUCGUUUGCGAUGCGCCGCCACUGGUUCAACAACGAGGAGACUGGCUACUUUAAGGUGCAGAAAAGGGCUCCCGCGUCACAGAACCCCAUGACAGACCCCAGCAUGAUGACAGACAUGCUGAAGGGCAAUGUGACUAAUGUGCUGCCCAUGAUCAUCAUUGGAGGCUGGAUCAACUGGAUGUUCAGUGGUUUCCUCACAACCAAAGUGCCCUUCCCGCUGACGCUGCGCUUCAAGCCGAUGUUACAGCGCGGCGUGGAGCUCAUGUACCUGGACGCCUCCUGGGUGUCCUCGGCGUCUUGGUACUUCCUCAAUGUGUUUGGCCUGCGGACCAUCUACACGCUUGUGCUUGGGGAGAAUAAUGCCGCAGACCAGUCGAAGAUAAUGCAAGAGCAGAUGUCAGGCGCCGCCAUGGCGAUGCCUCCGGACCCAAAAGCCGCGUUCAAGGCCGAGUGGGAGGCUCUCGAGAUCACCGAACACAAGUGGGCGCUCGCCAACGUCGAGGCUGAACUUCUGACAGAGUCCAAAUAGGCUGAUGCCUGAUACUAGGGAUCCCUUUGUUUGUUAUUGAGUCAUCAUGUAAUUAUUGUCAAAUUAUCAUUAGUCAUAAUUCUGAAACCGUUAACUUUUCAGGAUUUUCGUAAGGUAAGUUUUAUGGCAAUCCUGAAAAGUUACGCGUUUCCAGGCGUGACUCCGCGAUUUCAUCGCGCCGCUACAAGUACAUGCGGCCGUCCCCAAUUCUGGGGUCUAGCCAUAGUAAUUGCCGCGCACCGCUACGGAACGGACGCCUGUUCGCGCUUGCGCCACCUAGCGGUCAUAUCUGUCGUAAUAGAUGCGUUUUGUUAGAGAGUGAAUCUUCUGUACCUAUAGUACUAUUAUUAAUUCUGUGGCGUUUCUGAGAAAAACCAAAUUACGACUUACGAAAAUGCGGACAAACAAUACAUUAUGACUUAAAACUUUAUGGCAAACAAUAGAGACCCCAUACUAGUAUAAAAAUACUUUGGCUAUUGGUAGACCUUAUUUUUAGAGUUUUGAAUGAUUCACGGUUAGUUUCACUAGACUUAUAUUGACCGGGAUAUAGACCGUGAUUACCUUUUGUAUUAUUUAUGAGUUUUAACUAUAAAACUCCCGUGAGACUCAAA